Electrophorus electricus (electric eel) is the source of this 2294-nucleotide messenger RNA. RefSeq names its product ArfGAP with FG repeats 1b (gene agfg1b). The record is from RefSeq and is a predicted model, not a curated record. NCBI's taxonomy places the organism in Eukaryota, Metazoa, Chordata, Actinopteri, Gymnotiformes, Gymnotidae. Gene Ontology annotation, cellular component: cytoplasmic vesicle; membrane; cytoplasm. Gene Ontology annotation, biological process: spermatid nucleus differentiation; acrosome assembly; intermediate filament organization. Gene Ontology annotation, molecular function: GTPase activator activity.
GGUCCUCGGGGCUACAGAAGUAGAGGGCGUUGAUGGCCGUCUCUGGCGGAUCUCUGUGGAACAUUUUCCCCAGUUCUGCCGGGGCUGUUUAUACUCUAGCUCAUUCCUAAUUUUCUAGAUUUAUUCCCUGUGGCCUCGACGGCUUUUUAGUUAGUCAUGGCUGCGAGUGCGAAGAGAAAACAGGAGGAAAAACACCUGAAGAUGCUUCGGGAAAUGACCAGCUUGCCUGCCAAUAGGAAAUGCUUUGAUUGCGAUCAGCGCGGCCCUACCUAUGCCAAUAUGACCGUGGGUUCGUUUGUCUGUACCACCUGUUCCGGAAUAUUACGGGGGCUCAACCCACCGCACAGAGUGAAGUCAAUCUCAAUGACAACCUUCACACAACAAGAAAUCGAGUUCCUACAGAAACACAGCAAUGAGGUCUGCAAACACAUCUGGCUAGGGCUGUAUGAUGACAGGAGCUCUGCUGUGCCAGACUUUCGUGAGCCCCAGAAGGUCAAGGAAUUCCUCCAAGAGAAAUAUGAAAAGAAGAGAUGGUACGUUCCGCCUGAGCAAGCAAAGGUGAUCACCUCUGUUCAGGCAUCUGUCUCUGGCUCCUCUGCCAGCAGCACGAGCAGCACCCCAGAGGUCCUGCCCCAGCCCCUAAAAACCCUGCAUCUCAGCAAGGCUCCCUCCAGCCAGUCCCCGGGGAUCAGUCGUGCCCACACGCAGCCUGCAGUGCAGGACAAGAAGUUCGACCUGUUGUCUGACCUGGGGGGAGACAUCUUCGCAGCCCCUCCGUCUCACCCUGCUGCCACCUCAAACUUUGCCAACUUUGCACAUUUUAACAGGGCCCCAGCGCAAAACAGCUCAGCCAUAGACUUUGCCAAAUUUGAUUCAUUUGGAAACUCCAGUGUGUCUUCCCAUUUUGCCACAUCACCUCACUCCCAACCUUCCCAGCAGCCUCCACAGACAGGAGGUGUGUCUGUGCCACCACUGCCCACCAUGGCUCCACCUGCCCCUCAAGCUAACAUGGCAGGGGAGGACCGCUACGCAGCUCUGGCAGAGCUGGACAGCGCCCUAAGCACUGCAUCCCAUAAGGCCUCACAAGGUGUGUUUGAUGCUUCGCCCAGGUCUGCUGCGGCCCCGACCCAGCCUGUACUUCCCAGCAUGCAACAGGGUUUUCCGGGUGCUCCUUCCACAAAUCCGUUUGUAACUUCCGGAAUGGCCCCAGAGCCGAUGCCAACGAACCCCUUCCAGACCAAUGGCAGAGCGUCAGCCUCAGGCUCCAUGAGCAUGCCGGCCGGUUUUGGGAACGCCACCAGCUACUGCCUGCCCACCAGUUUCAGCGGGACCUUCCAGCAGCCGUUCCCUGGCCAGGGCCCUUUUCACCCACUCCCCCCAGGCGCCUACCACCAACAGCCCAAUGGUGGUUUCCCAGCCUAUGGCCAGGCCAAGCCUCCUGCAAGUUAUGGACAGCCAAUCGUAGGAACCGCCCUUUCCAACAAUCCAUUUAUGGGCGGAGCCCCGACAGGGCCCUACCCCUCAGGGGGCUCCUCCACCAACCCGUUCCUCUAAAGCACCUGCCAUGCAUCUCUCCAGCUCCACCCCACCCACUUUCAACAUCACCAAUGUUCUAAACGCCAGAAAAGAUUACUUUUUUUUUUUUUUCACCAUGCUGAGCAUUUGAUGGUUGUAACAGAAGAGAUGUAGAAGACAGAACCCUCGCCCCCCAGCCAUUGUGCGGAAGCCGAGCAACACUCCGUGCGAUUCUUCGUCUCCAUUUUAUGGCUUCGCCUCUAUUAAGUAAAUGUUCUGCGCCUAGAAGUAAAGCUCCUUGUGCAUAUUGAUAUUUGUAAUCCUUUUAAAUGCAUUAUUUACACUAAGAAUUUGCAAUUAGAAGGACGUGGUUCAGAAGGCGAAUGGGGAAGGCUGAGUGAUUUUGCUUUUGGACCUGCUCCAGGGGAGGAUAAAAGGUGAAACCAAAAUGAGAAUAAAGCACCAAUAGCCUCCAGGAGGUAGCGAAUGACGGGUUGACAAACACCCACUGCAGUGUUGAGGGACCAUCAGGCAUAUCACAAGCAGGUGGGGUUAAAAAAGGGGGUGGGGUCUGUAGCACAAAAGGGGACAGGGUAAGUGGUACAUGAGACUCCUGUAUGAUCUACUCGAGAAGCCUUUGAAGCAGGUUUCAUCUAUGCUGACCUCCAUAAAUGGAUUUUUGACUAGGCCAAUAUCUGAUUUAUCAUCACAAGUGUAUAAGGAAAUGUGUACAUAUAUAAAUAUAUGUAUAAAAAUAUUAAAGAUUUUUAACUACGGUA